GUCUGGCGUAAUGGAAAACAUCAGUAACGUGCCGGGAAUCAACAUGAAAUUGGUGCUCUUUUUCAUAAUGUAUUUUAAUCUAGGUAUCUCCAAUACGGUCCACUCUGACGAGCGGUCCUCCUCGGCGGAACAUCACGACCACCUCCACGAGCCACCGGCGGCAGAUGUGGCCGAGAACGAGAUUUACGACUCGGACGAAAGCAACCUGCUCCGGACGCCGCUGGACCGGGGGCCGUACUUUGAUUUAUCGGCCUCGAAGAACAUCACGGCCCUCGUCGGCAAGACCGCGUAUCUCAACUGUCGGGUCCGGAACCUGGGCAACAAAACGGUUUCUUGGGUCCGCCAUAGAGACAUUCAUCUCUUAACCGUAGGUAGAUUCACGUACACCUCGGAUCAACGAUUCCAGAGCGUGCAUAACCCACAAACGGACGACUGGUCGUUACAGAUCCGAUAUCCACAGAAGCGAGACACCGGAGUGUACGAAUGCCAGAUAUCAACCACGCCACCGGUGGGUCACUCCAUGCACCUGUCGGUAGUCGAACCCGUCACCAUCAUCGUCGGUGGGCCGGAUAUUUACAUCAACACCGGGUCCACGGUCAACCUGACGUGCGUGGUGCGAAAUUCCCCGGAACCUCCGUCCACCAUCAUCUGGACCCACAACCACCAGGAAAUUAAUUACGACUCGCCCCGGGGUGGCGUUUCGGUUAUCACGGAAAAGGGCGAAACGACCACCUCGUACCUGCUGAUCCAGCGGGCCAAAAGCACCGAUUCGGGCAAGUACGUCUGCUCGCCGUCGAACGCCAACACGUACUUCAUCAACGUUCACAUCCUGAACGGAGAACACCCGGAAGCGAUGCAGCACGGGGGCCAGCUCCGGAUAGGUGACCCAGUGCACGUGUUUGUGUUCGUAAUCAUCACCCUGGUGCUGAGCAAUCGAUGAAGUCCCGCCGGCAGCGGAAAAUGGAAGACCGUCGGAAGCCGGUGUGUAUAAUAUAGAAGGCGGAGUAAUUAGAAUAGCGACAAUGAUGCCGGGGACUCGAUCCGGUGGGACCUCCGGCGGUGGCGCAAUCGACGAUUCAAUACUCGAGAUCAUCCAACGGCGUCGUGAAUCGGAAGUUGAGCAGAUGUGUUUUGAAUGGAUUGUUGAAGACAAGAAGGGCCAGAAACAGCCCACAAUGUGGGCGGCUAGUGUAGACCUAGGAUAGCAAGUCAAGAAUCACUCAAAGUUGUUGAUUUAUCCGAUGAAACUGUUUGGAAUUGCGCUGGGAGCGAGUCCUCGACGACCAAACCAUCAUCACCGAGUUAUGUUUGUUACUGGGAGGGCGGACGAUUGUUCUGGGAAUUGUGGCAUAGAUGUUUCGAGCAAUGUUGGUUGGCACGCAUAAUAAUAGUAUUAUAGACAAGAAUUGUAUCGAUUGAAGAUUUCGUUGGAAUUACUUAAGAUUAACAACGACUGUCUACGGUUCCACUGAAUGAUCUUAGUGCGUUAGAAUGAAGAGUCUUCAAUUCAAUCUUCAAUCAGAAUUUUCUUCAUGGAAGCCGCAAACUGACACAGAUGUGUUUCUUCAAGCAUAUUGGUGAUUUUUUUCCCAAAAAAGUUUGAGCUCUAAUUUCAAAUCCAGAAAAACAAUAUAACCGGAAGUGGUUUUUAUUUGUAUUUUUUUUUUAAUUUAACUCAAACUUUGUGGGAGCCUUUCCUAUGACUCAAGAAGCCAUUUUGUGUCAUUGGUUCACCCAUACAAGGCUCCAUGCAAUUUUGGUAGCUGUCCAUACAAAAAUGGUACGCCAAUAUACGUCAAUCUGUAUCUUUUGAAGGUAUUUUCUGAUAGAUUUUUUGUUUUCGGUAGAGUUUUGAAUUUUUUUUAUAUGUUUUAUGGGACAAAAACCGGAACUUUUGAGCUACAGAGUAGCAUUUACAACAGUUUUACCACCAAGUUAUGACUUUUUGAAUAUAAAUGUUAUUUUUUUUAUCGAAAUUGCAGUGUUUUUUUAAAUUUCAGUUUUUAUUGUUAAAAUCAAAUUGGCAAUUGAAAAGUACUGUACAAUUUUUUUUGAUAAAGUGCACCGUUUUAAAAUAUAGCUACUUAAAAUUUGACAAUCACUGAAAAAUACUGUUUUUCGAUUUUUUUAAAAUAAUUUUCAUAAUUGUCCAUUUCUGAGAAUAUUGUUUUCGAUAAGUUCAGAAAAUGUUAGUGUAAGUAUUAGAGAAAAGAGAUAUUCUAGAGCUCUAAAAAAAAUAACUCUUUUUCGCUUUUAGAUUGAUCCAUGGAAAUAAUCGAAGAAACUAAUUAAAUAAUGAAUAAAUGACCAUUGUAACAUUUUUACUUAAAAUGUAACAAGGGUCAUUUUCAGGGUACGUGAAUUUUCACAAUUUGCGGACAGCGUGAAAUUCGUGAAAUCCACAUUUUCCGCGAAAUCCCGUGAAAUAAUAAAUCAAACCAAAAAAUAACAAAUUUAGCAAAUAUUCAAUCCACAAAGGUUUCAACUGAGAAUUGGAUUUGUGAUAUUUACUUUCUGUACUCUUGAAUUGAAGUCUCAGUUAGUUGUUACAACAUUUAAUAAUGAAUGAAUUCAAGUAAAAAUAUUGUUUUUUUUUCACAACUGGGCUGCUGCAAAUAUUUUCUGAAAUGUAUGUCCCUCGGCUCUAACCAUAGUCGA
Messenger RNA from Culex pipiens pallens (northern house mosquito), 2658 nucleotides. Its product is annotated as zwei Ig domain protein zig-8-like. Gene Ontology annotation, cellular component: neuron projection membrane. The transcript has 7 exons. NCBI's taxonomy places the organism in Eukaryota, Metazoa, Arthropoda, Insecta, Diptera, Culicidae. Gene Ontology annotation, biological process: synapse organization. Bases 11 to 940 code for a protein of 309 amino acids. The record is from RefSeq and is a predicted model, not a curated record.